Molecule: messenger RNA, 3112 nt
Organism: Linum trigynum
Lineage: Eukaryota; Viridiplantae; Streptophyta; Magnoliopsida; Malpighiales; Linaceae
Source: the annotation of a GenBank genome assembly
CAAGUUUGUUUACUCUCCGUCCAACUCCGUUAAAUUUGUCUGAUAUGGCAGUCAAUCUUCAAAGUUGACCAUUAACUCAGCAACUUGGCAAUUAAAAAAUAAUAAAUAAAAAUAAAUUUUAAUCUUCUACCAUUUCCAACUCAUUUUCACAAUAAAGUAAAAUAAAUAAAACUAUUUUUUUAUUAUAGUUAAAAAUGGAAAAAGUUAUUUACAUCGGAAAACCAGAGCAAGCGUGAUCGGAAUAAAGGCGUCUGCUAGGGAUCUCGACGGAAGAUCAAUUCCCCGGUGAUAUCAACUCCGGCGGUUGCAGUUUUCAGUCCAAGAAGUUGUAUCUCUCUCUACUUCACUUCCAUAAGGGUUCAUCCAUUCUUCCCGCUGCUAGGCCUGUUAGUCGGUGCGGUUUCGGUUUAACCGAACCGCACCAUCGGUUAGCCGAGACCGAGAAUCACCUAGGACGGCCAACCGAAGCCGACACCGAAGGGGUCUUCGGUUAACUGCCAACCUCAACCGGCGGUUUCGGUUUUUGGCUGCGGUUUGCCGAAACCGACACACACCAAUUCCGACCACCACCAUCGCUUUGCAUGUCACCGGAAAAUUUCAAUUUUGAACCAGCGGCAGAUGGAGAAGAGAGAGCACUCCCAUCGAAUCUCAGUUCAGGCGACAAACCCGGCGGCAGAGGAGGAAGAAAGAGCCGCCCGGAGUCAGAGGAGUCAGGCAGAUCGAUGGGAUUGGUUUUCAGACCAAUCUUGCUGGCUCCAAUUGCUUCAAUUUUCCAGGCCAACACCUCCGUAGGAACCUGUACUGCAGAUUACUCUCGCUUCAAGGACGGUGGAGAUUGAUCUUAUUCCACCGAAUCCCUUGAUGCUCUCCCUCUGCGGCAGCCUCUAUCAACAAGGAAGGGAAGGAAAAUGUCGACGGCAGAAGAAAAUUAGGAAGAAAGGGCAUGCAAUAGCUGAUCUUGAACCUAGCAACAGAGAGGAGGGGAGUCUGGAACUGGGAACCACUGGGAGGCGGUCAGAGGAGGGAGGCCUAGAUCAUCAAUUUUUGGUUGGAGCAGAGAGAGGGAGGAGAGUGGCGAUGCGGAAGGGGAAUAGCAGCGAGAGGGAGAGGGAGCAGAGUGGCGAUGCAGAAAGGGAACUGUGGUGAGAGGGAGAGGUUUGGAGCAAGGAGAGGGGCGAUGCGAAAGGGGAAGAGCGGGGGUUUGGAGCAGGGAGGGGGAGCAAUUCGUCGGUUUUAUGCGGUCCACCGAGUUUAUCUCGGUUAGCAACCGUCGGUUGCCGGUUACCAUAAAUCCCAAAUUCAGCAAACCGCCACCGCCACCGAAACAUAAUUAUCGGUUUUCGGUUGACCGUGUAACCGCAUAUUUCGGUUCGGUUUACGGUUUGACCGAAUAACCGCCAACCGAUUAUCACCCCUACCCGCUGCUGCAGCUUUCAUGGAUUCUUCUUCUAGGGUGCCAAUAAAGUCAAGAUCUUUGACUGUUCUGUCUCUUCUUUGAGCUAUUGACUUGCUUUUCCUCCAUUUUCCCACCUUUGCUUCACUUAGCAACUAUGCCAACUCCACUGCUCUUCGUCUUCCUCGACAUUCUCGUCUCUUCUUUCACCACAACCGCCGACGAAGCCACUCCGGUAACCCGUUUCCAGCAAUGCCUCAUAUUUAAAAAAGCACAUCCAAAUUCAAACUACACAACUCCCGUCUCAUUCCUCACAUCCAUCACCGGAUCCCUCGACCUCAAAGCCCAAAACUUCGAGUUCGUUGCAAAAAAAAUUUAUAGUUACAAAUUGAAAAGGGGGCGCUUGGGGUCGGCUGCGCGAGUGCGCGUUGAUAGAGUUUGAGGAACGGGCGGGGUCGUGCGUGGAGGAGGUGCAGGUGAUUAUAGCCAGGGAGCGACGGGAACGACAACAGCGGGCGGAGCAAGGGAUGGGAAUUGGGAGCUGAUUUGGUUGCGGGGAAGGGAUGUGGUGGCGGAGGACGAAGCGCCCCUUUUUAACUUGUAAUUAUAAUAUUUAUUUCUUUUAUUUAUUUUACUUUAUUGUGAAAAUGAGUUGAAAAUUAUAUAAGAUUAAAAUUUAUUUUAUUUAUUAUUUUUUAAUUACCACGACACUGAGUUAAUGGUCAACUUUGAGAGUUGACUGCCACAUCAGAUAAAUUUAAGUAUUUAACUGAGUUGGACGGAGAGUGACCAAACUUGAACCAUUUAACUAACUUGAGUGACCAAAAUUGGAUUUAAAUAUUUCAGUGAUCAAACAUGAACAUUUUGUGUAAUCUCAGUGACCAACCAUGCAAUUAACCUCACAUUUAUUGUUUCUUUUAGCCAUUCAGUUUAAGUCUCGGGGCGAGAUAGCAUGCCUACUACCUCUAGUGGGUAUGGUUUUUAACACUCCUAUUAAUUAAGAUAUUAAUUUGUGUUGCAUUUAAUAACUUUUUAAAAUUGUAAAAAAUUAAAAAUUUAUAUUAAUUACAUUCCUUUUUUUAAUUAAACUUACAAUAAUUACAUUUCUCUCUCCUCCCUCCCCGAGCCGCCUCACUCCAGCACGAACCCCGGUCGCCUUUCCAGCAACUCCUCAUGUCGUUUCUCUGCAACUCCUCCAACCGUCGCUCCUCCCCAACCGACGGCUGACACGUUUACCUUCAGUGGUAAUGUUACCAGUGCAACAGUAGUUGUAUCAAUGUACUGGUAUCGUUAUCCGUGUUAUAAUAGUGGUAUCAGUGUAAUGGUAUCAAUGUAUAUGUAAAGUUGUCAGUGCAAUAGUACUUUUCAAAUGCAUGUAUACUUUUUUUAGGUGGUUGGAGGGAGUCUAUCGAAGAAAUUAGAUUCUGGUCGGAAGGGGUCUGUUGGCAGGAGUAUGACCGAAAGGAGUCUUCCGGGAAAAGGCAACAAAGUUGUUGGAAAAUGAAAAAGUGGGAAAUAGGGAGAUAGAAAUUUAAUUAUUGUAAGCUUAAUUUUGAGAAAAAUGAAUGUAAUUAAUAUGAGGUUUUUUAUCGUCAAAGGGUAAUAAAUGCGUAAUAGAUUUAGUAUCCAAAAUAACUUUAAUAAAGAGGGGAAGUCAAUAUUCCAACCCCUUAGAGAGUAGUCAAACUAACCUCGCCCCAACAAAGACGCGCAACAGUG